GGUCUGUCUGUGAUUUUGAAUCGGGGAGGAAGUUUACAGCCGCGCGGACGGACUUCACUGAGUUCGGCUCGAGCUCGCGGUUCGUCACGCGCUCACAACCUCCGCUGGAAGUGCACGAUUCUAGAGCCUUCAACAUACAUGCGCAGACAGCAGAACGCCGCGCGCCUCUCCUCACGCAGCUGUUUCUUCCUUUUGCGAACCCGAAUCUGCGUGAACUCGGAACGUCAGCGGGGAUAUGGAUGUCAUCCCGAUGUGCAGCAUCUUCCAGGAGCUCCAGAUCGUGCACGACACGGGAUACUUCUCCGCUCUGCCGUCUCUGGAGGAGUACUGGCAGCAGACAUGCCUGGAGCUGGAACGAUACCUCCAGAGCGAGCCCUACGUCUCGGCCUCAGACCUGAAGUUUGAGAACCAGGAGGACCUGUGGAGCAAGUUGAUGCUCGCCUGCGGAGACAAUUCCACCAAGUCCGACCCAAAGAUCCCCCACAUCAAGGAGGAGGAAGACAAUCAGGACCAGCACCUUGAUGCCGGUGGCUUUAACUCCGACGCCAGCAGCGAGGCCUCGGACAGCUCGGAGGAGCUCUCCCCCACCCUCGACUUCGCCCCCGGCUCUUUGACUGACAUUCUGGCCGACAGCGGCGAAGACCUGGGCUCCGCCAUCAUCAGCACGCCGCCUUCCUCGCCCGAGCUUGGCAAGGAGGGCUCGGGAGUAACCCAGGUGUGGAGUGGGAUACAGACUGUGCUGCACUCACCUGGGAAAAUAAGAACUGGUGUAGUGGAAAGAUCUGGGCUGACCAGCGGGGAGGCAUCUCCUGAUGGGAAGAGGCGGGUGCACAGGUGUCACUUCAACGGCUGCAGGAAGGUGUAUACCAAGAGCUCGCACCUGAAAGCACACCAGCGCACACACACAGGGGAAAAGCCUUACAGGUGUUCAUGGGAGGGCUGUGACUGGCGCUUCGCACGGAGCGAUGAACUCACCCGGCACUUCAGGAAGCACACUGGAGCAAAGCCAUUUAAAUGCAGCCACUGUGACAGGUGUUUCUCCCGGUCCGACCACCUGGCGCUGCACAUGAAGAGGCACAUCUAAGGUGGCCUCCACUUUGACAGCUCGGAGGGCUGAUUCUGGUUGACCGUCCUGACCUGUCGGGGUUCAGCGAGGCCAGUCUGUCCUGGUAGAGUUAACAGGGGCACCGCCAUGUUCCAGUCAGUGGAAAAAGAUGAAGCAAGGCAGGCUUUUAUUUGCACCAUACUUAGUGCCUCCAACACCUCGCUGUGGAGAUUGCUCUGGAAAAGGCUUUUUCAAAAGAAGCAGGAGGGCAAAGAGAGACUUCGGAGGGUGGGGAGGGGAGGAAAAUGGGAAAAAUCUUGGCUGGAGAAGAUGGAAAGAGACUCUUCUGUAUGGUGUUCAAUGCUUUUUACAUUUCUUUUUCCUGGAGGAUUUUGGGGUCUCCAAGGUUGGGGGCACCAUUCCUCUGCUGACAGUGUGUUUGCCUGUGUGCGUGAAACUGUGAGUGCCUGAGACUGGAUACCUGUGCUGGCUUUAGGGCUUGGAUGAGGCUUGCAUUGUGGAACUGUGAGUGAAUGACAUGGAUGAUGGGAUGUUUUCCAUUUUCUUUUUUAUUUUGAGGGGAGGGGGAUAUGUGUCGUCUCACCAGGAAUGAAUGCAAGUAAAAGGUUCUGCUUGUGUCAGUUAAGUCAGUUCACAAUGGCGGGGAGUAGGAGGGGAGGUGGGGUUGGCUUGGGUAAAAAGCUGCACCCGGUCUGUGUGGAGGUGGAACUACAGCUCCCUAUCCAAAAAUGGGAGGUUGUUUCGUUUUAGUGCAGCUACUAUAUGUGCAAUGUAUUGCAUAGCCUGUCUCAAAACAUAUUCAUUAUACAGCGCAUUUUGAUUCCCAUUAUGCAAGCCUUCCAUGUUAAAAGUAAAGAAAACCCACACAAACAAGUAGCACCACUAUAACACAAAUUGCAUGGUGUCUGGGGAUGUGUUGCUCACUUGUCUGCUGAAAGGACAACAGAUUUCCAUUCAGUAACAGCUACCCUCAUUAUACUCAGUAUCAUAGUCUUGUACAACACAGAUAAGGCCGUCUUCUUGUUGGUCAGAUUUUCUUGAAGCGUUGGGGAUACCACUAUUUUUUAGCUACUGUCUCUAUCUGCACAUUUUGCUUCCUUCUUUGGUUCCAUCUGUAAAUGCACUGUCGACUUUACUGAUGCCUUAUGUAAGUGGCCUUGUCUCGUCAAACAGAUCACUCCCUCACACACAGGACCGUUACAGUUGUUACUAAAUAGCUUUAUAAAGGCUCUGAUCUAAACAGUUGCUCCCUUUUUUCUAUAGUUUUCUCACCCCAUUGAGAGAGUAGUGCGAUAGACGAACUCUCCACUUUUACACCACUGUAUGCUCUUUGUCCAAUACGGCAUCCUUGGUUUUUAUACUCCAUAAUAAUCCAGAUCUGAUACAGAAUCAUGGAAUUAUUAGGAAAAAAAAGCAACUCAAGUUUAAAAUGCUUUACUACUGUGUAGUAUCAGGUAGAGCAGCUGUAUUGUAGAGAAGCUGUUGCUUGCUGUAAAAUGGUACAAAACCUUGGAAGUGUGUUCUCAUAAAGUGUCAGUUGCCGAGGCAGUGGCAACUACAAACUUGCAGCAUAGGAAAGGUUUGCGUCAUAACCGGUUAGGUCAGUCGAUGGGUCAUAAGAGUUUAUGUUGGGAGGAAAGAAGACGGCGGUUUCUGUCAGGUAUUUGGUUUCGUCCCGCUCUCAGAGUCAGUCAGUACCUUUCCUCCUUCAAACAACCCUUAUCUUAACUAACGGUACCAAGACCAGUCCAACCAGUUCAGCAGAGCUGUGGGUCCCUGGGUUUCUGUCCCGCUAGCUAAAGAUCAACCCAUUGUCACUAUGUGCAUGUUUUAACUCACAUUACAGGAAUCCACUUGAGUCAUUUUCCCUCCUUUUCAGUUACUUCUACUUAGAGGAACUUUGAUAGGAUGUCAACAUCCCUGGACCUGUUCAGGUCAACCUGUUGUAGAAGGCUGUUUGGCGUCUUUUUACACUGAAAAUGUCCUCGAUGCCAAGUUGUGUCGACUUGUAAACUAAUUUUUUUAAGGAAGCUUCUAUUUUAAAUGGACACGGGACCAAAAAAAGGACAAACAAGUGCGACGUGAUGUUCCUAAAA
This is a messenger RNA of Oryzias latipes (Japanese medaka), 3162 nucleotides long. Its product is annotated as Krueppel-like factor 6. The record is from RefSeq and is a predicted model, not a curated record. Gene Ontology annotation, molecular function: DNA-binding transcription factor activity, RNA polymerase II-specific; RNA polymerase II cis-regulatory region sequence-specific DNA binding. NCBI's taxonomy places the organism in Eukaryota, Metazoa, Chordata, Actinopteri, Beloniformes, Adrianichthyidae. Gene Ontology annotation, biological process: regulation of transcription by RNA polymerase II.